Molecule: messenger RNA, 2913 nt
Organism: Juglans regia (Persian walnut)
Lineage: Eukaryota; Viridiplantae; Streptophyta; Magnoliopsida; Fagales; Juglandaceae
Product: vacuolar protein sorting-associated protein 53 A
Exons: 24
Coding region: 234-2681 (815 amino acids)
Biological process (GO): retrograde transport, endosome to Golgi
Cellular component (GO): GARP complex
Source: RefSeq, a predicted model, not a curated record
CUCAACUCCUCAGAUCUCAGUUCCAGUCCCUGCAGUUCGUGACAUUGCACAGCUCCCUCACGUGGCACACCAUCUUCGCUGCACCAUCUUCGCACCUUUCGGACUGGACCUUCUCUCUAUCUCGCUCUCUCUCUAAUGGAUUCAAAAGGAAAUUGAGAUCCAUUAGAAAUUCAUGUAAGUUUCGGUUCAAGCUUCCACGAGGACCACGCCACCACGCCACCACGCCACCGACCAUGGACAAGUCGAGCGCGCUGGAAUACAUCAACCAGAUGUUCCCUACAGAGGCAUCUUUAUCUGGUGUUGAGCCACUCAUGCAAAAGAUACACAGUGAGAUUCGUCGCGUGGAUGCUGGAAUAUUGGCAGCUGUUCGCCAACAGAGUAAUUCAGGAACCAAAGCCAAGGAGGAUCUUGCUGCUGCUACGGGUGCUGUGGAGGAACUUAUGUAUAAGAUCCGGGAAAUAAAAAGCAAAGCUGAGCAAAGUGAAAUGAUGGUUCAGGAAAUAUGUCGUGACAUUAAAAAGUUGGACUUUGCGAAGAAGCAUGUAACGACUACAAUUACAGCUCUUCAUCGUCUUACAAUGCUAGUCUCUGCUGUUGAGCAGCUUCAAAUUAUGGCUUCAAAACGACAAUAUAAGGAGGCAGCUGCACAGCUGGAGGCUGUGAACCAAUUAUGUAGUCACUUUGAAGCCUAUAGGGAUGUUCCAAAGAUCACGGAGCUCAGGGAGAAGUUCAAAAAUAUCAGAAAAAUUCUCAAGUCGCAUGUAUUUUCGGAUUUCUCCGGCUUAGGUACUGGAAAAGAAACAGAAGAAACUAAUCUACUGCAGCAGUUAUCUGAUGCUUGCUUGGUUGUUGAUGCUUUGGAGCCAUCUGUGAGGGAAGAGUUAGUAAACAAUUUUUGCAGCCGGGAACUUACUUCGUAUGAACAAAUUUUUGAUGGAGCCGAACUGGCCAAGUUGGACAAAACGGAAAGGAGAUAUGCAUGGAUCAAGCGUCGAAUGAGAACAAAUGAGGAAAUAUGGAAGAUCUUUCCUCCUUCAUGGCAUGUUCCUUAUCGUCUCUGUAUCCAGUUCUGUAAGAAAACGAGGAAACAACUCGAGGAGAUCCUUGAUAAUCUGAAAGAAAAACCUGAUGUUGGGACGUUAUUGUUGGCGCUACAACGAACUCUGGAAUUCGAGGAUGAAUUGGCUGAGAAAUUUGGGGGAGGCACUCGAAGCAGGGAGAAUGGUAGCGAGAUUGAGGAAAUUGGUGAAAAUACUAGUCAAAGUGUUUCAGAUAUUCGAAAGAAGUAUGAGAAGAAGCUUGCUGCACAUCAAGGAAGUGGGACUGAAGAAAAGGAUGAAAAUAAAGAUUUGUCUGCACCUGGAGCUGGGUUCAAUUUCCGUGGAAUCAUUUCAUCUAGCUUUGAAAUUCACUUAACGGUUUACAUAGAAUUGGAAGAGAAGACAUUGAUGGAGAAUCUUGAGAAACUUAUUCAGGAGGAAACAUGGGAUAUCGAGGAAGGAAGUCAGAAUAACGUUUUAGGUAGUAGCAUGCAGUUGUUUCUUAUAAUCAAGAGGAGCUUAAAGAGAUGCAGCGCUCUAACAAAGAAUCAGACGUUAUUUAAUUUGUUCAAGGUGUUUCAAAGAAUUCUCAAAGCAUAUGCAACAAAACUUUUUGCAAGACUGCCUAGGGGUGGAACAGGGAUAGUUGCAGCAGCCACGGGUAUGGAUGGACAAAUAAAGACUUCUGACAGGGAUGAAAGGGUGAUUUGUUAUAUUGUGAAUUCAGCAGAAUAUUGUCAUAAAACGUCUGGUGAAUUGGCAGAAAGUGUAUCAAAAAUUAUCGAGACUCAAUUAGCGGAGGGAGUGGAUAUGUCAGAAGUGCAGGAUGAGUUUUCGGCAGUGAUCACAAAAGCUUUAGUAACCCUAGUGCAUGGCCUUGAAAGUAAAUUUGAUGCUGAAAUGGCUGCCAUGACACGUGUCCCAUGGGGUACCCUUGAAAGUGUUGGUGACCAAUCAGAGUAUGUUAAUGGCAUAAAUAUGAUCCUUACUAGUAGCAUUCCUGUACUUGGAAGCCUUCUUUCACCUGUUUACUUCCAGUUCUUCUUGGACAAGCUCGCAUCUUCUCUUGGUCCUCGCUUUUAUGCAAACAUUUUCAAAUGCAAGCACAUAUCAGAAACUGGAGCCCAACAAAUGCUAUUGGACACUCAAGCAGUAAAGACAAUUCUUCUAGACAUUCCUUCACUUGGCCGACAAACAACUGGUGCUGCUAGCUAUUCAAAAUUUGUGAGCCGUGAAAUGAGCAAAGCUGAAGCACUUUUGAAGGUUAUACUGUCCCCAUUUGAUUCGGUGGCGGAUACAUAUCGAGCAUUGCUACCAGAGGGCACACCAAUGGAGUUUCAACGAAUUUUGGAGCUUAAGGGUCUAAAAAAAGCUGAUCAGCAAAGUGUACUAGAUGACUUCAACAAACAUGGGCCAGGGAUCACACAACCCUCUAUCAUGCCAUCAGUAGUACCAGCGGCAGCUCCUGUGAUACCCAGUCCGGCUUCAAUCGGACUAGUUGCUUCCCGAGAGGAUGUGUUAACCAGAGCAGCUGCACUUGGAAGAGGUGCUGCUACAACAGGAUUCAAGAGGUUCCUUGCUUUAACAGAGGCUGCAAAAGAUCGCAAAGAUGGGCCCUUUAGAAAGCUCUUUAAUCCAUGACCGCAUUUGAAUCCCAAUUUUACAUGUAGUUUUGGUACUGGUGUCAUUGCUUAAAAAUACACCCUGCAGUCCCCGCGCGCGGGGGUGGGGGGUCGGGGAGGGAUUAGUUUCUCAAUGGUUCAUAUGAGGGGUUAAAACAGAAAUGAUAUGGACACGGGCCCGCGUACACGGAUCCCUAAUUUGAACAGUUCUUUUACUGUUCGCAUUAUCUAUAAAGCUAUUGUUCAUGUGA